CAAAUCUACAGCACCUGCUUCCACCAGUCUGCCAAAUUUUACCAACUUCAUAACUGACACCGGGCUCAAGAAAAGGAGCUAUUAAACAACCACGGCAUUGUCUUCGAAGAGAACACUCGUGACACGUUUGAAAGCUGAACAACACACUCACGAUGCUGUCCACUCUCGGAUUGUGCGCGAGAAAAAGGCCCAGACCCGUGGAGUCAUUUCAGGAUGGAUGUAGUAGUAAAAGUAGAAGUAGUAGUAGUAGUAAAAAUGUGAAGUUUGGAGAUAUCAGACUGUAUUUUGUGGAAAAGAAGAUGGGACGGAGCAGGAGGAGUUUUCUGUCCCAACUUGCGACGUCAAAAGGAUUCAUAGUUGAAGAGAUGCUCAGUGAUGAAGUAACGCACGUGAUCGCGGAGGAUAACGACGCUGCCUCCUUGUGGGCGUGGUUAAAAGGACGGGGCCUGAACAGUUUACCCAUGAUGCACGUGGUGGACAUAAGCUGGUUCACGGAGAGCAUGAAAGACGGCCGACCUGUUGCCAUGGAGACCAGGCACCUCAUCCAGGACACUGGGGUGAAGACUUGUCCCGGCCCGUCUCCUGAGAGCACAGUGUCUCAGUACGCCUGCCAGAGACGGACCACCACAGAAAAUAAAAAUACGAUUUUCACGGACGCCCUGGAGGUCCUGGUGGAGCACUACGAGCUGUCUGAGAUGGAGGGUCCGUGUGUGUCCUUCAGGAGAGCGGUGUCCGUGCUGAAGAGUUUGUCCUGGAGCGUGGAGAGUGUGAGGAGCACAGAGGGGCUGCCCAGCGUGGGGGACACCAUCAGGAAUCUCAUAGAGGAGAUACUUCAAUACGGCCGCUCAUUUGAAGUGGAGAAAAUACUGGCGGACGAGAAGUACCAGACUCUAAAGCUGUUCACGAGUGUGUUCGGAGUCGGACCUAAGACUGCACACAAGUGGUACCGCCAAGGACUGCGCUCCCUCUCCCAAAUCCUCGCUCAUCCACAUAUUCAGCUCAACCGGAUGCAGCAAAACGGUUUCCUCCACUAUUCCGACCUCUCCAGGGGGAUGAGAGCUGACGAGGCCCGGGCCGUGGAGGCUCUGAUCGGGGAGACGGUCUGGAGUGUGGCCCCAAACGCUCUGGUGACUCUGACCGGAGGCUUCCGCAGGGGGAAAGAGUUUGGGCACGACGUGGACUUUAUUGUGACAACAGCGGAGGCGGGUGGAGAGAGCCUUCUUCUGCCGCUGAUAAUGGAGAGAUUACAGGAGCAGGGCCUGCUGCUGUUUCAGGACUACAGACCCUCCACAUUUGACCUGGAGAAGAUCCCCUGUCGCCGCUUCGAAGCCAUGGACUAUUACGCCAAGUGUUUUCUGAUCCUGAAGCUAGAGGGCAGCAGAGUGCAGGGGGGAGUGGAGGGGGACCGAGGGUGGAGGGCGGUGAGGGUGGACCUGGUCUGUCCUCCAACCGAACGCUUCGCCUUCACUCAGCUGGGAUGGACUGGCUCACGGCAGUUUGAGAGAGACCUCCGGAGGUUCGCGCGCAUCGAAAGAAACAUGAUUUUGGACAACCAUGCCCUGUACGACAAAACCAAGAAUCAGUUCUUGGCAGCUCUGACCGAAAAGGACAUCUUUGCCCAUCUGGGUCUGGAGUACAUGGAGCCCUGGCAUCGGAACGCGUAGUCCUGCUCUCGUCUCCUGCCCCGCUCGUCCCAUCUGCUCGAGUCUCUGCUGAAAAUAUGUAACGUGCUCUCGAAGUCCUGGUUUAGAUCUGGUUUAGACCUGGUUUAGACCCAAUUUAGACCCAAUUUAGUCCAUGUUUUAGUUUAGUCUUGCUCUCUGCGGCCCUGCUCAUCAGAUUUGCUCAAGUCUCUGCUGAAAAUAUGUAACGUGCUCUCGAAGUCCUGGUUUAAUCCUGGUUAAGACCUGGUUUAGACCUGGUUUAGACCUGGUUUAGACCUGGUUUAGACCUGGUUUAGUCCUGGUUUAGUUAUGAUUUGGUCCUGGUUUAGUCUUGGUUAUGUUUUAGUUUAGUCUUGCUCACCUUUAGGCUGCCCUGUUCAUCCCAUCUGCUCAAGUAUCUGCUGAAAAUAUGUAAUGUGCUCUCAAAGUCCUGGUUUAGAUCUGGUUUAGACCUGGUUUAGACCCAAUUUAGACCCAAUUUAGUCCAUGUUUUAGUUUAGUCUUGCUCUCUGCAGCCCUGCUCAUCAGAUUUGCUCAAGUCUCUGCUGAAAAUAUGUAACGUGCUCUCAAAGUCCUGGUUUAGUUCUGGUUUAGUUCUGGCUUAGACCUGGUUUAGUUCUGGUUUAGUCCUGGUUUAGUCCUGGUUUUUCCUGGUUUAGACUUGGUUAUGUUUUAGUUUAGUCUUGUUCUCCUCUCUGCUGCCCUGCUCAUUAGAUCUGCUCAAGUCUCUGCUGAAAAUAUUUAACAUGCUCUGAAAGUCUUGGUUUAGUCCUGGUUUAGUCCUAGUUCAGACCUGAUUCAGACCUGGUUUAGACCCAAUUUAGACCCAAUUUAGUCCAUGUUUUAGUUUAGUCUUGCUCUCUGCAGCCCUGCUCAACAGAUUUGCUCAAGUCUCUGCUGAAAAUAUGUAACGUGCUCUCGAAGUCCUGGUUUAAUCCUGGUUUAGACCUGGUUUAGACCUGGUUUAGUCCUGGUUUAGUUAUGAUUUGGUCCUGGUUUAGUCUUGGUUAUGUUUUAGUUUAGUCUUGCUCACCUUUAGGCUGCCCUGUUCAUCCCAUCUGCUCAAGUCUCUGCUGAAAAUAUGUA
Molecule: messenger RNA, 2750 nt
Organism: Boleophthalmus pectinirostris (great blue-spotted mudskipper)
Lineage: Eukaryota; Metazoa; Chordata; Actinopteri; Gobiiformes; Gobiidae
Gene: dntt
Product: deoxynucleotidyltransferase, terminal
Exons: 11
Coding region: 153-1664 (503 amino acids)
Biological process (GO): double-strand break repair via nonhomologous end joining
Cellular component (GO): nucleus
Molecular function (GO): DNA nucleotidylexotransferase activity; DNA-directed DNA polymerase activity; DNA binding
Source: RefSeq, a predicted model, not a curated record